Molecule: messenger RNA, 1758 nt
Organism: Triplophysa rosa
Lineage: Eukaryota; Metazoa; Chordata; Actinopteri; Cypriniformes; Nemacheilidae
Gene: dcxr
Product: dicarbonyl/L-xylulose reductase
Exons: 9
Coding region: 161-895 (244 amino acids)
Biological process (GO): xylulose metabolic process; glucose metabolic process
Molecular function (GO): L-xylulose reductase (NADPH) activity; carbonyl reductase (NADPH) activity
Source: RefSeq, a predicted model, not a curated record
GAGACAUGCUAUUGAGCUUUAAAAAAAUAUUUGAAUGUGUAUGUAACUUUAGAGACGGUCCCUAAAUUCACGAAUAUCGAACGUCAAACCAACUUUAUGCCAGUUCAAAACGGAGGCAAGAGUCAUUUAAGUUACAGUUUAUAGUGGUGCUCAAAAAAGUAUGGAGAUAACAUUUCGUGGGAAACGAGCUCUGGUCACCGGAGCUGGCAAAGGCAUCGGACGGGCCACUUCACUGGCUCUGGCACGCUGUGGGGCAGAGGUCACCGCUGUCACACGAACUAAGGCUGAUCUGGAUAGCCUAGUGCAGGAGUGUCCCUCCAUUAAGCCGGUAUGCGUGGACCUGUCGGACUGGGAAGCCACAGACCGGGCGCUGAAAGACGUCGGUCCAGUGGAUCUGCUGGUGAACAAUGCAGCUUAUGCUAAACUUCAGCCUUUUCUGGAGGUCACGCCAGAUCAGUUCGACAUGUCUUUCAAUGUCAAUGUUAAAGCUGCUCUUCACGUUGCUCAGAUCGUGGCUAAAGGCAUGAAGACCAGGGGAAGCGGAGGCUCCAUAGUCAAUGUUUCCAGUCAGGCUUCACAAUGUGCCCUGAAAGACCACGCUGUGUACUGUGCCACAAAAGGAGCUUUGGACAUGUUGACCAGAGUGAUGGCGCUAGAGUUGGGGCCACAUCAGAUAAGAGUAAACUCGGUGAACCCAACCGUGGUGAUGACAAAGAUGGGUAAAUAUGGGUGGAGUGACCCAGAGAAGGCCAAGAGCAUGACAUCACGUAUCCCACUGGGGAAAUUUGCAGAAGUGGAGGAUGUGGUCAACUCCAUCCUCUUCCUGCUGAGUGAAAAGAGUGCCAUGACCAAUGGAGUCAUCCUGCCAGUGGAUGGGGGUUUUCUGGCUUGCUGAUGGAUACCUUCUUAAAAUUGUCUCUCUAAAGCCGGUAGAGAAAACAUGUUUUGAACGGUUGAAGUCAGGCUCAUGUUAUGGCGUCAUGAAGCUGAAAGUAUUCCUUUUACUGUACCUAUUAAAACAGUUACAACAUGCAUACUGUAUCACAUGUCCGCUGAAUGAAAUGUUGCAUAGACAUUAAACUAAAAUGAACCAUUAAUCAGCUCUUGUUUUAACUGGCUCAUAUCCUCGUGUGACCCUUUAAUCAGAAAUGCUAAGGUCAACACUUCAUGCCGUUGCCAAUACCAUAUUUAAUUAGGUUUUGGAGUUUGGACUGUCAAGUCAUGUGAUAUCAUGUACGAAUAGUAAGGGUCAGCAUUUACAAUUGUGUGUUUCAUUUCUAUAGUGACCUAUAUAUAGGAAACCUAGAUUUUCCUGAUCAAAGCUUGGCCCUGUUGAUAUAAACAGCUAAUAAAUAAUACAUGUACGUACUCUGAAUGAUUAUUACAAUAUUUAGAGAACUGGAGGAUAGUCACACCGGAUACCAUUAAAUGUACAAAUACGUUAGGACAUGCGUUUAUGAAUACAGAAUAAUGAGAUCUGCAGUGCCAAAUGCCUUUCUUUUUUUAGACAUGUCCUACUGUAGGUCCAUGCAAUGCAAGGGUACCCAAAAACUGCUUGCAGUAAUAAAGUAAUCCAUGGCACCUUCAGAAAUAAUGUGUGUCAAAAUAUUUUUGUUUUGUUUCCGUGGAACAGAAAGACUACUGUAUAUAUAAAUGUAUGUAUUAAAAUGUCUAUUAGGACAGAAAAUCCACAGUAUAAACCUAGAAUAAUUGAUCGUUUCUGACAAUGGGUAAGGAUUCACAUCUAAAUUUUAUAAC